Heterobasidion irregulare TC 32-1 is the source of this 2163-nucleotide messenger RNA. Its product is annotated as oligopeptide transporter. The transcript has 11 exons. The coding region runs from base 1 to 2163 and encodes 720 amino acids. Gene Ontology annotation, biological process: transmembrane transport. The record is from RefSeq and is a predicted model, not a curated record. Gene Ontology annotation, molecular function: oligopeptide transmembrane transporter activity. Lineage: Eukaryota; Fungi; Basidiomycota; Agaricomycetes; Russulales; Bondarzewiaceae.
AUGGAGUUUGACCUCGACGCCGUCGAGGAGGAGGACAGCCCCUUCCCCGAGGUGCGCGCCUCGGUGUCCAACAUCGACGAUCCUGAGAUGCCCGCGAUGACCAUGCGCAUGUGGGUCAUUGGGCUCGCCCUCUGCAUGACAGCCAGCGCGAUGAACGUCUUCUUCAACUUCCGCUCCCCCGCGCCGUCCAUCUGGCCGAUCGUCCUCCUCCUCGUCUCGCACCCCAUCGGCAAGCUCUUCGCCUUCUCGCUCCCGAUCACCGUCUACCGCCUCCCGCGCUCCCUCGGCGGCGGCGAGUUCUCCUUCAACCCGGGCCCGUGGAACAUCAAGGAGCACGUGCUCGUCUUCAUCAUGGCCAACGUCGCCGUCGGCGCGCCCUACGCCCUCAACGCCGUCGUCGUCGCCGAGGUCUUCUACGGCAUCCACCUCGGCUUUUGGUUCACCGUCGUCCUCGUGCUCGCCACCCAGCUGACCGGGUUCGGCCUCGCGGGGCUCUGCCGCCGCUUCCUCGUCUGGCCCGCGAGCAUGGUCUGGCCGCAGAACCUCGUCAUCUGCACGCUGCUCAACACGCUGCACGCGGAGGACGACGAGGGCGCGGGCGGCGUGACGCGCUACCGGUACUUCAUGUAUGUCUUCGGCGGCGCCUUUUUCUUCUUUUUCCUCCCGAAUUUCCUGUUCCAGGCCCUCGCGGUGUUCUCGUGGGUGUGCUGGCUCGCGCCGCGCAACGUGCCGCUGAAUCAGGUGUUCGGGAUCGAGAGCGGGAUGGGGCUCAGCAUCUUGACGUUCGACUGGACGAGGAUAUCGUGGAUCGGGAGUCCGCUGAUGAUUCCGUGGUGGGCCGAGGUGCAUAUCUUUGUGGGGUUCGUGUUGUUUUACUGGAUCCUCACGCCCGCGCUGUACUACACCAACUCCUGGAGCCUCGCGCACUUCCCGAUGUUCGCGACCGAGCCGUACGACCGCUUCGGCAACGUCUACAACGUCACCCGCGUCCUCCAGCUCGACGACACCUUCAACGCGACCGCGUACGACGAGUACUCGCCGCUGUACCUCCCCGCGGCGUACGCGAUGACGUACCUGCUCGCGUUCGCGCUGUCGACGUGCGUGAUCGUGCACACGCUGCUGUACCACGGGCGGACGCUGCUGCACGGCCUGAAGCGGAUGCGGAUCGAGAAGGACGACAUCCACGCGAAGCUGAUGCGGAAUUAUAGGGAGGUGCCGGAUUGGUGGUAUGGGGCUGCGUUUGUGUUUUUUUUUGGGAUGGCGAUCGUUGCGCAGGAGGUGUGGAAGACGGGCGUGCCGGUGUGGGCGCUGCUGUUGGCGGUGGCGCUGCCGAUUACUUAUGUGCUGCCGUCGGGGUUCAUCUAUGCCAUGACUGGCCAGGGGAUCACGCUCAAUCUGCUCGCGCAGAUCAUCCCAGGGACCAUCUUGCCUGGGAACCCGCUCGCGAACAUGGUGUUCAAGGGCUAUUCGGUGCAGACGCUGACGGAGUCGACGUCGUUCGUGCAAGACCUCAAGCUCGGGCAUUACAUUAAGGUCCCGCCGCGCGCGACCUUCGUCGUGCAACUGGUGGCCACGAUCCUGGCGGCGUUUUUGCAGGUGGGCGUGAAGGUGUGGAUGUUCGACAACGUGCCGGAUAUGUGCUCGCCGGACCAGGAGAGCCAGCUCGUGUGUCCGCACAACCAGGUGUACUUCACCGCCUCGGUCAUCUGGGGCCUGAUCGGGCCGAGCAGGCAGUUCGGCGAGCACUCGAUCUACUAUCCGCAGCUGUACGCGAUCAUCGCGGGCGCGAUCCUGCCGAUCCCGUUCUGGCUGUGGCAGCGGCGGUACCCGGACUCGUGGACGAAGUUCAUCAGCACGCCGAUCAUCCUGAACGGGGUGGCGUACAUCCCGCCCGCGACGGGGAUCAACUACUCGUCGUGGUUCGCGGUCGGGUUCGUGUUUCAGUUCUUGAUUCGGAAGAGGAACUUUGCGUGGUGGUGCAAGUUUAAUUAUAUUACGAGCGCGGCGCUCGAUGGCGGCACCGUGGUGUCCUUGAUCGUGAUCUUCUUCACGCUGCAGUUCCCGAAGGGCGGGUUCUUCAUCGACUGGUGGGGGAACAACGUGUUCCGAAACACGGCCGACUGGGAUAAUCUGCCGUUGCGGCCUGUGCCCGUUGGACAGUGA